Nymphalis io (European peacock) is the source of this 477-nucleotide messenger RNA. Its product is annotated as cytochrome c oxidase assembly factor 6 homolog. The transcript is spliced from 2 exons. NCBI's taxonomy places the organism in Eukaryota, Metazoa, Arthropoda, Insecta, Lepidoptera, Nymphalidae. Bases 158 to 406 code for a protein of 82 amino acids. Gene Ontology annotation, biological process: respiratory chain complex IV assembly. Gene Ontology annotation, cellular component: mitochondrion; respiratory chain complex IV. The record is from RefSeq and is a predicted model, not a curated record.
AAGUCAAUUUGUCAUAUGUCAUGUCAAGUAGGUAUCUUGCUCUAUGAAUGUCAUAGUGAGGUUAUAUAUUACUCUAAAAUAAUUAUUAAUUUUAUUAUCUGAAUAAAACCUUACGUAAGAUUUGUAUUUCCAAGAAAAGUGAAUAAUAGUUACAAAGAUGUCUUUUCCUGAUAAACAACAACGAAAAAUAUGUUGGGAUUCUAGAGACAGAUACUGGGAAUGUUUAGACGAUCAAAAUAUAAAAGACAGUUCUCAAAAGCCUAAGGCAUGCGCUGAGUUUAGGAGAAUAUUUGAAAAAUCGUGCCCCCCAAAAUGGGUGACGCACUUUGAUAGAAAAAGAGAUUAUGAUUUAUUUAAACAAAAAAUGCAAAAAGAAGGUUUUGAACCGAUAAAAGACACUAAUUAAAUAUAUACUAAUCAUUCUGAUUAGAUGAUUGUAAAUAUAGUUCUUUAUUUAGUAAAUUAUUUUUAUUUAAA